Molecule: messenger RNA, 4576 nt
Organism: Paralichthys olivaceus (Japanese flounder)
Lineage: Eukaryota; Metazoa; Chordata; Actinopteri; Pleuronectiformes; Paralichthyidae
Source: RefSeq, a predicted model, not a curated record
GUCGCGCACACAUCGACUCAACAUUACAGAGAUACAGCUUUAGCCUUCUGCCCUCACUCAAUCCCACAGAUACACCACAGCACCACACGAUUACACCCAUCAGCGUUAAUUCUCCACUGGACAUUGAUGAAUCUGCGUCCACCGUCGCCGUAGCGGUCCGUCCGAUCGUUAUUCUCCUGUGUUUCCUCUCCUUCUCCCGCAUCCAACAGACGUAUCCGACGCUCCAAGAUGGCUGAGUUGAAUUUGGGGAAGGGGCUGACUGCGGGGAAAGUGGCCAGCAACGUGCAGAAAAAGCUAACCAGAGCCCAGGAGAAGGUUCUCCAGAAACUUGGCAAAGCCGACGAGACCAAAGACGUUGCCUUUGAGGAGGGAGUUAUCAACUUCACCAAACAAUAUGCCGAAGGCAGCAAACUGCAGAGAGACCUCAGGGCGUACCUGGAGGCUGUGAAAGCCAUGCAUGAGUCGUCCAAUAACCUGCAGUCCUGUCUGGUUGAUAUGUACGAACCGGAGUGGCAAGGCAAGAAUGAAGUGGAUUCCAUUGUGGAGGACUGUGAUGUGUUGUGGACGGAUUACCACCAGAAGUUGGUUGAUAAUGCCCUCAUCUCCAUGGAUACGUACCUGGGCCAGUUCCCUGAUAUUAAGGCACGUAUUGCUAAGAGGGACAGGAAGCUGGUGGAUUAUGACAGUGCCAGGCACAACUAUUCUGCUACUCACAAGGCUAAGAAAAAGGACGGGGGCAUAAAAAUUACCAAGCCUUCGUCUUUGUUGGAGAGGGCCACUCCAGGUUGGGCUCAGGGUAUCCUGUCUGCACACAACGUUGCCCAGAGCAGUCUGUCCAGGAGCCAGGUACACAACAAUCUUACUGCACCUCUACAACGUCUGCUGACUUAGUUAUGGUUGAGUCGUGUUGGGUUUUACGUCAGCACCUUCCAGAGUUUGGCUGGUUUCGAGGAGAAGUUUCACAAGGAAAUGAGCCGGUUGGAUCAAGAUAUGUAUGAUGUCUUGGAGAAUUUGGAGCAAACAGACACAACCAGAAAGACAGGUAACCGCGGCGCCUCAACGUCAGGAGCAAAUAGGAGUGGCAAAGAACCAUCUAACCACACUCUCAGGCCAGGAGGACCUCCCCCUAUCCCCAAAUCUCCAUCCAAGCUAAAGCCAGCAGUGCCUCCUCCACCGAAGGUGACCCCGUCUAAAGAGAUGAAGACAGAGAACAUCAUCAACCUGUUUGAUGCUGCAGCUGCUCCUGAUAUCAGUGUCACCUCCCCAACAGAGUUUGACAGUCCUGCAGUGAGCAGCCUGUUGGACAUGGACCUGGACUCUUUCAGUGCGGCAACCAAAGCCUCCGCGGUCACACAGCCUGCAAACUGGGACUCAUGGUCUGAGGACAGGGGUGACGAGGAAGAGGAGACCCAGAAGCACUAUGACCCUGUGGCUGCUGCUGCAGAGGCCUGGGGGGAUGAAGGUACGCACCCUGUCCGCUAUGACCCCAUAGCAGCGGCGGCAGAGGGCUGGGGGGAUGACGGAAACCAACCAGUUUCCUAUGACCCAGUGGUUGAGGCUCAGGAGACAUGGGAGGAUGAUGGGAGUCAGCCCGUUCAUUCUGACCCCGUGGCUGAAGCCCAGGAGGGCUGGGGCGAUGACGAGAGCCAGCCUAUCACAGAGGUGCCUGCUGACAGUGAUGAAGAACCUGCAGCUGAGGCUCCAGCUGACACCGCCGAGGAAGAGGCCACCCCUGCUGCUGCCACGUUGGAUAAUGAAGAGGGUCAGGAGGAGUCUGCAGAAGCUGCUGCAGCAACAGCAGAAGAAGAAGCAGCGGUAGAAGAGACACCUGCAGUAGAGGCAGAAUCCACAGAACCAGAACCACCAGCAGCAGCAGCAGCAGCAGCAGCAGAGUUUGCAGAGCCUGCAGAGCCUGCAGAGCCUGCGGAGCCUGCGGAGCCUGCAGAGCUUGCAGAGCCUGCAGACAUGCCUCCUGGCUUCUUGUUCAAGGUCGAGGUGAUGCAUGAUUACGGAGCCAACGACACAGACGAACUGGAGAUGAAAGCUGGAGACGUGGUGUUAGUAAUCACCUUUGACAACCCUGAUGAACAGGACGACGGCUGGCUGAUGGGAAUGAAGCAGGACGACUGGCAGCAGAACAAAGAAAAUGCCACUAAAGGAGUAUUCCCAGAAAACUUCACCCAGAGGCUGUGAAUGAGAGGGACCAAAACAUCACUCCAGCUUCUUUCUUUAUGUCUCCCCUCCUCUUCCCUCUAUUCUCCAUAUCUUCUCUUGCCCUGAUACUGUUUCUUUACUAGGACUUUGGCCAUAAGAAGCAGAGCUGUCACAGCCCUUGCUGAAAUCAUGCAUUUCUAAGGUCUGCUGCACUGUGCUAAAAGCGGAUCUUGCAAUUUCUGUGGAUUUCUGCCAACACUUAGAAAUUACUGAUGUACUUAGUCAUUUCACAGGUGCCAGCCUGAUCGUGGUACCUCUGCAGUGACUACUGUUAAAAUUGAAUUAAUUAUGAUGCUUCAUGUUUCAGUCAUGUCUCGUCAUAAAAUCUCCAAAGCAUAGUCCACCACCAUAACCAAGAAAAUAUCUUUUGAGACAUGCUUUUUGUUAAUCUGAUAUCUAGAGAUAUUGAGAAAUGUAUGAAGAUGUUAAGACAAUGCCAAGUGUAGCAGAGUAUGCCCUACACACACAUAUAUUAACAGGAUAUAUCUGUUUCACAAAGAUUGGGGGGGAUGUAAUUACUAAGACAAGGCUGAGAGGACACUGACACACUCUGAUUCAAGUCUUAAAUUCCUCUCUCGCAAAAAGACCGUUGAGCACACAAGGUGCCAAAGUCUAAUCAACUAAACUGCACAUGUUUAAUGAGUCCUGACGUUCUCAGUCUGGUGAUCACACUCCUGACACAAUGCCAUUUAGACGCAUCCAACCAAUCCUUUACUCCUACUUUAAUUAUUGACUUGUGAAUCAUGGGCCCUUGGUUGUUGUAUUAGUUUAGAUUCAAAGGUGGUAUAGGUAGAGUGAAGCUGUUUUUAAAAUCCUAAAUAAAAGCAUAUGCAGUUAACAGGUCAUCAAACACCAGCCUUGUUAAGGUGACUGCAGGAACUCAAUAUGAAACUCAAACAGAAACACUGGUCUACAGAGCAGAGAACAUGACUGUUUCAAAUCAUUCAUGUAAUUAACAGGCAUGAUUUUUGACAGUCGUGAGAGUCGAGAGAUUCCAAAUAUGCAUAAGUCGAGCUUGCAAAAAAAAAAAGCCAACAAACGACACCAAUGAGAAGCAUGAGAAGCUGCUACUGGUUGUAUGUUAUUCAGGCAGAUACAGAUACAGUUACACCCAGAUACUAAUCGAUAUAUACGAUAACUGAGCCAGCCUCAUUCGUUUAAAAAAAGAAAAUGUGCCGAAAACAAUUCCUUCUGUUUGCAUAGAGACUACUUAGCUCACAUGCAGAUGACUCCGAAUAUGCACCAGAGCAACUUCUUUUAUUUUUGUAUGCUGCCGAGCAACGAUUACAUAUAGCCUAAUGUAACUAUGUCGACAUAAUUGCCAACUGAGGAUGUUACGGAGUGUUUUUGUACUUCUGUCAGGUUUUACUGCUCUCAACAUAUAGCCACACACCGUAGCUGGUUGAAACUAUCUCACAUCCUGUCAUCCAUUCGGUCACCAACUCAAGAUUCACAUUCCUCAUGAUGUUAUUAACAUGUAAUAAGUGUGAGAGAAAAAGGUAUGUGUGACUAUGUGCGCGUGUUAAUGGGUUAAUGGAAACAUAAAUUCUUUAUCUUAUUGGGGGGGGGGGGCUGAGGCCGUCCAUUUUCACAGGAAGUCGAGAGACAGACGACGCAAAUGUGUGUUGGGUCUUUCUCCACUGGCUGGUAUUAUGAUUCCAGGUGUUAUUGUGCAUUUGUUGUGUAUAAGUGUAAUUUUUUGCCAAGCUGUGAUGACAGAUACAUAUUCUAUAAAGACAUUCAUAUCUGUAUGUGUGUUACUGUGAGCAUGCUGACUUCCCAUGUGUUGUGUGAACACCCUUAAUUUAAGACGAUGAUACUUGGGUCACUUUUGAGGCAGCAGAAAUCAGGCAUUUUUUAAAUUUUUUUAUUAUUUAUUUUAUUAAUCUGGGGUGACAUGCUGUAUAUUUUUUUCCACCAUUACCCCUUUACUUUAGCCCUGAUUAUAUUUGCUUGUUGUUCAUCAGCCUUGCCUCAAAAUGUCGCUGGGGUAUCGUGGUCCAAACAGAGUUGAAACAUGAUUACAUGGAGACCAGACACAUAGAGCUAAAUGGGAGAUAAACCACCAGACUCAGUUUUCUUUUCUUUUCUUUUCAGUGUUUUUAACCUCUUGAGAUGCAUGCAUGAUGUUUUCACACGUGUGCCUGACAAAAAAAGCCCCACAUGUGAGAACAUCACCUGCACACUCAUGGAAACCAGUCACCUGUCUCUUUUUGUUUUUCAGAUUUUAUGUAUAACUUGUGGAGUGUGUUGCCUGGUCUGGUCUGGCUCUCUGUCUGUCUUUAUGGAUCAGUCUCCUGCGAUGAGCUAUGGGAUACAACAAAGAGGUUUUUCCUGUACCCAACUGACUGGAAAAAAUAAA